AGGAGCCAAGCAGGAUGCCUGGGCAGGACAAAGCCAGGGGGUGAGCAUCACGGACGUGGGCUACCUUCUGGAAAAAGAAGCCAGCAUGUAUCCAGGAUCUCUGCGGUGCAACAACCACAGCUUGCCAGCUCAGAACUUUGCUUCCACCACACCUUACAGUGAUUACAUGGGAUAUCAUCAGGUGCAAAACGUGGACAGCCGUGGACAGCCUGCAGGGUCUUGGGGGCUUCACUACAGCACGCCAAGGGAAGAGUGGAAUGCGUAUGGGCCAGGACCUUCCAGCACAGCGACCACCACGAACCUGAGCAGCUCCUCUCCUGGGCAGAUCUCCUACACCUCUGGCAACUACAGCACCCUGAACCCGGCCGGAUUGGGGGCCUUGCCUCCUGUAGAUACCAUUAACACGGAGCAAAUCUCUCCCCACAGUCCGAGGCACAGCUCUUACGAAUGGAUGAGGAAGACAGUCCAAUCCACUUCCACAGGUAAAACAAGAACAAGAGAGAAGUACCGGGUAGUUUACACAGAUCAUCAGAGAUUAGAACUGGAGAAAGAAUUUCAUUACAACAGAUACAUAACAAUCAGAAGGAAGUCUGAAUUGGCUGCAAACUUAAGACUUUCAGAGAGACAGGUGAAAAUCUGGUUCCAGAAUCGCCGUGCCAAAGAGCGGAAAAUGAUCAAAAAGAAAAUCUCUCAGUUUGACGGAAGCAGCGGAUCCACUCAGAGUGACUCAGGCUCUGUCAGCCCAGCUGACCUGCCUGCUACUUUAUUCCCAGCAUCGCGUACAACUAAUGGACUGCAGCCUAUUGAAAUUCAGCAGAUCCCAGUUGCUGACUGA
Molecule: messenger RNA, 835 nt
Organism: Sphaerodactylus townsendi
Lineage: Eukaryota; Metazoa; Chordata; Lepidosauria; Squamata; Sphaerodactylidae
Gene: CDX4
Product: caudal type homeobox 4
Exons: 3
Coding region: 86-835 (249 amino acids)
Biological process (GO): cell differentiation; animal organ morphogenesis; embryo development
Cellular component (GO): nucleus
Molecular function (GO): RNA polymerase II transcription regulatory region sequence-specific DNA binding; DNA-binding transcription factor activity, RNA polymerase II-specific
Source: RefSeq, a predicted model, not a curated record